AUUCAAGAUAGAAUUGUAGCCAUUUUCAAUGAAGAUCGGUGAUCAAAAUUGUUCUUUUUAAAGAGACAUUUUCAAGUGCAACAUGAAAGAAAAAUAUUGGAAUCACUUUGAUUUUGACAGUAUAAGGAAUAUAGUAUUUCAUGGUUAUUUGUAAUGGAAGCUUUGUAAGAUUCAUCACUUGUCAUGCACCCAACUGGGAACAUGGAUGUUGGUUUUUCUCGUUCCGCUGUUCAGACACUGUCAAGAAGCCACUGCAAAAACAUAAAACAAAAAAUUUCUCAGUGGGAAGGAAGGACUAAUGGUAUAUCUAAUCCAGCCAAGUGGCGUCCUAAAGACUUUGGAGUGAGAUAUAAUAAUUGUCACCAACAGAUUCUUCCUAAGAAAAAUUGUGUUCCUGAAGGUCAAAGCAAAAAGUUGGGUCUAACCAACUUUCAAAAUGUAGGUUUAGAUAUGAAUGAAAAUGCCAAAAGCCACCAUGAAAAUGGGGAUGAAAGUGAGAAUCAGGAAUAUGAUGACACACGCUGCUUUAAAAAUGAAUCAGAAUCCAACUGGGUAUGUUCUAGGGUCAAACAGAUUGAAAACUGGAAAGAACUUGUUUUGGAUCCAGAGACUUCAUUACCUCCAGGAAAUUUCUAUACCUCACAGAUAUUGUGGAAAAAACUAGAAGCAAUUCCCCCAGAUAAAGUCUUAAAUUUGACUUUAAAACAUUGUGGCUCUUCAGAAAAAGAAUUGAAUUUCAGAGUUCUGGAUAGUUCAUAUGGAAUAACCAAGAGCUUAGAAAAUAUUUACUCUGAACCUGAGGGGCAAGAAUGUAGACCUUCUAUAAAUCCUUUGCCAAAACCUCGUAGGACAUUCAGAUAUUUAUCUGAAUCUGGUGUUAUGCCAUGUAAAGAAAGAAACUGUGACAAAAAAUACUGUGAAAAUAAUUCUUGUGCAGAAUCUUCUUUGGCUUCUUCUCAGGAACCUGAACCAAAGAAAUAUGGUGGAAAAAUCAGAGGUAGAUCUAAAAGGAAAUCCUUUGAAUUUGAGGAUAUUCAGCACUUUCGAAAUCGGAACUCACAGAAGAUCCAUGAAGAACUUGGAAGAACUUCUGGUUCAGCACUUUAUUACACGCAGUCUGAGGAUAAUAUCUAUGAGGAUAUCUUAUAUCCCACCAAAGAAAACCCAUAUGAAGAUAUACCAGUGCAGCCUUUACCCAUGUGGAGAUCGCCUUCAGCAUGGAAGCUACCACCCCCUAAAAGUGCUUUCAGAGCACCCAAGCUUCCUCCCAAACCACAGUUCCUUCGGAAGACUAUGGAACUGAAAAGCUCCCAAGCUUAUUUACGUUCAAAGCUCACAAAGGAUACCACGUUGCCUGUCACUUUAACUGAAUGGAAACUUUUCCGAGCUGGAGAAGUUGCUAACAGGAAAAGGAGAAAUCUUCCAAGGCUUGUAUUGAAAAUAGAAGACAUUUUUGAAUCUAAGAGAGGGAAGAAGAAGGUAAAGUUACAUCCUUACAAUGCAAAGGAUGUGCCUCCCUCAAAAGGUAAGAAUUAUUUAUAUUUGUUUCAGCUGUCCAUAGCUGUCAAUCACAUAUUGUUUAGUCAGUGUGCAUUCAGCAGUGAACCUGUGAAGAUUGGUCCUGUGUGGGUCAUGACCUCGGGACUAGAGGGUCUCAGGGGAAAACCCUUGCUCUGUGAUUUUAUUACAGAUCGCCACAAACGCUUAGCACAAUUGCAGCAGUCUUCCAAGAGGAAUCCUCACUACCAGACCUUGGAGCGGGAUCUUAUUGAAUUGCAGGAACAGCAGCUGUUUGAACUGUUUGUGGUGGUGUCUCUACAGAAGAAGGCAUCAGGAAUAAGCUACAUUCCCCAGGUCAUACAGCAGUUCCCUAGCAAGGGUGAUCAUGGCUUUAAGCAAUCCAAAGACACUGAAGAGAGGCUCAAAGUUAUCCCAAAAUUUUGUUUUCCUGAUUCGAAGGACUGGGCACCAACCUCAGAACUAAAGAGUGAAACAUUUUCCUUUGUCUUGACUGGUGAAGAUGGAAGUCGGUGGUUUGGUUACUGUAAGAAGCUGUUGGUAAGUACCAGAUUUGUGUUAGUGAGUUGGAUUCUGGAUGAAGUAGAGAAGAGAAGAGAAAUGUCUCCUGCCCUUGUUUAUCCAUUCAUGCGAAGUGUCAUGGAAGCUCCUUUCCCAGCUCCUGGACGUACCAUCACAGUUAAGAGCUACCUCCCUGGGGCUGGAGAUGGGUCAAUUGAACUCUGCCGACCACUAGAUUCAAGAUUGGAACAUGUGGACUUUGAAUGCCUUUUUAAGUGUCUGAGCGUGUGUCAUCUCAUCCGGGUCUGUGCUUCUCUCCUCUUAGAGCGGAGGGUAAUAUUUGUUGCUAACAGCCUAAGCACCCUCUCGAAAUGUGGCCAUGCUGUAGUUGCUACACUGUAUCCAUUCACCUGGCAGCACACCUACAUCCCAGUCCUGCCAGCAUCUAUGAUUGACAUUGUGUGCUCGCCUACUCCAUUCCUCAUUGGAAUCCUGUCUUGCUCCUUACCACAGCUCCAGGAUCUACCCAUUGAAGAGGUGCUGAUAGUUGAUCUCUGUGCAGACAAGUUCUUACAGGAGGUGAGUGACAAGGAGCUUUCAUCCCGAGAGCCCGUGUUCCCAGAUACUCAACAUUUAGGAGAUUUUUCUCUUUUCUUUUUUUUCUUUCAUUUUACAGCAGAUGUGACACUCAAUUCUCUGGUGUCUGAAGCAUUUGUCAGGUUUUUUGUGGAGUUGGUUGGACAUUAUUCUUUGAACAUGACUGUCACUGAGCGUGGGGAGCGAGUAUUCCAAAGGGAACCAUUCCGUAAAUCUCACACAUCCCGAAGUGUACGCCACUUUCUUGACCUUUUCAUGGAGACUCAGAUGUUUGCAGGAUUCAUCCAGGACCGAGAGCUUCGGAAAAGUGGAGUUAAAGGUUUGUUUGAGGUCCGGGCGCUCCAGUACUUGGAAACAAUUCCUGAGUCUGAGCCCAGUGGGGUGAAUAGAAUUUUGCGGAGUCUUGGAAGCAAAAUGAAAUUUCUACAGAAGAAAUGAAAUCUUUACUUGAAUGUCUCCAUCCUAAAUAGAACAGAAAGUGCCAAAAAUAUAUUUUUUCUAAGGGCAGGAUGCAUUGAAAUAUUCUACGAAAUCCUUGAAAUUUUAAAAGGUUAAGGAGCAAGUCAGGCUCUGAAGAAGACGACUCUCCUGUUGCUGCUGAGUAAUAACUGAAGAACUGUUGGGAGUGAUCUGGAACUGAUGCUCAUUACUCUGCCUUCAGCUUUUCUAUUGUGGCCUUUUAUGGGCUCAUUCUCUGUGUUUUGUGUUUAGUCUGUGAAGGCAAGGGAAAGGCUUGUUGAUAUUGCAUUUAUCCAAUAGCUCAAAGAUGAGUGUAAUGAGAGAAAGGUUGAGUUUUAAGUACUAGAGAGGCCUGAUUGAAAUGGAAAACAUUAGCCUUAUACAUGUAAUUCUCAUCUCUGAAAUAUCAUGGCAGCUUGAAACCUAUGGGAGGUUGGAGCUUACAAACUGGAAUAUACUCAUCAUUUGUCUCCAUUCUUUUUUGUUUAAUGCCUUCCCGAGGGUAACCUCACUUUAUGUGGAAACCCUACUUUUUCAGUACUGUUAAUUGAGUUCUUUAUAAAAGUAAAUAUUUUGCAGCUUCUCCUCCACAAUGUAUGGCACUUGAAUAACUUAUCCCUCACAUGUUAGCAUUAAAUUUUGAGGAAUUAUAGCUAAUAUGGAAAUGUCCUUGCAAGGACAUUUUUGUGUGUUCACCAUUUGCCAUGCAUUGUAGUAUAUGUAUGUCUGUCAUCUUAUGCAAGUCUUAAAUUUUUGAUUUUGUGUCUCCAUUUUGCUAAUGAAGAAACUGUAAUUCAAAGAGGCAUAAUAAUUUGGCCAAAGUUAUGCAAUUCAGAGCUGAUGCUAGAACUUUUAUUUUAUGAACACAGAGAAAUUUGUUAGUCCUACAGAUGGAAAUUUGAACUCUGUAGGAUUAUAGCUAUUUAAACAGUUUUCCAUUAAACAUACUAGAGUGAACUUUCAGCUCUGAGGCUAAGGGAUUUUAAAUUACAUGGGCCAAGAGAGGGUUUGUUUUUGUGGUGCUGGGGAUAGAACCCAGGGCCCCUCACAGGGGCUCUACCAUUGGGCUACACCCCCACCAUAAGACUCUUCUUCGAUUCUCUUAAAUCAUUGGGCUUUUGACUCUAAUUAAAUUUGACUCUGAAUAUGAACAUUUCCUGAGCAUAACCACUUAGUCACCCAGAUCUUUAAUAUCAAAAGUAGAAGUGAUUGGAAAGAGGAAUUUGUCAGUGAUGGUGCAAUUUUCAUUGAUAAUAUUAUAGAAAAUGUCAGGUUUUUUUUUUUAACUUUUGCUCAUGGUUUUAACUGCCAUAGAAGAUAUUUAUUCAUAAUUUUAAAAUCCUUGUACAGUAUUGUCAUUGUAACCCAUUCAGGUGUGCUUGAAUGAAUCUGGAGUAGAUGCCAUUUAAGGCUGGUGCUGUGUAUAGUUCCUACAGAUAUGGGUCCAGGAAUAGAACUGAGCCUGUGUCUUCUAAAAUCUUGAUUAAGCAGCUUACACUUACCAUACUCCUUACCAUACUCCUCCCCAUUUAAUCUCUUCUUAUACUCUUAAGCCUGAGGGAACAAUUAGUAAUUGGGUGUUUAUACCAUGGGGGUAGAAAGGUUUACUGUGGUGGAUCCUGGUUAUCCCUCUGCAGGGAGACUUUGCUUCAGGGAUGAGAGUCUUACUCUCUUUCAGGGAUGAGUCUUAUGUUAUCCUUGCAAUCUGAAAGUCAGUUCCUUUCCUUGCUCUGUUAUAUUUUGUUUUCGUAAUGUAUUGUGAAUUCUGGAUACGUUUGUAAAAGAAUUGCUCAAGAUUUGUAUAAAAUGUUCUUUUAAUGAAUAAAAACAUUUUAAAAAACGCA
Messenger RNA from Ictidomys tridecemlineatus (thirteen-lined ground squirrel), 4919 nucleotides. Lineage: Eukaryota; Metazoa; Chordata; Mammalia; Rodentia; Sciuridae. The record is from RefSeq and is a predicted model, not a curated record.